This is a messenger RNA of Gryllus bimaculatus (two-spotted cricket), 3107 nucleotides long. NCBI's taxonomy places the organism in Eukaryota, Metazoa, Arthropoda, Insecta, Orthoptera, Gryllidae. The record is from the annotation of a GenBank genome assembly.
AUGGCAAAGGCUGCUCCCAGAGCGCAGGGCCCGCCGGCCCUCGCCACUCCGUUUGGUGCGCCCGGGGCACUGGAGCCCAUCUGCGCGGGCGGCGACCGGAAGCUGCCUGCGUCGGUGGCACGACGACUCGGCCUCCGCGCUCGCGACGAAGGCACCACUGCCCCGACGGCGGUGUCUUUGUUUGAAGGCGCGCCUCCACAUACACACAUACGGGAGGUGGAGCAACACUCACCUGAUGGCAGCUUCGCAGCUCUGCAAUCUUCCACUUCCCUUCCAACCGACGCCAACUUUAAUCAUCCAACGAGACCAGAUCUCGGAAACGCCCUCCGACCAGCUCCAGUAGUGGUUGUAAACCAACAGAAACGUAUUUUAUAUCUCCAAUCCAAGAAAUGUGAAUGUUGUUGAUUCUUAGUUGUGUACUGAACAUUCGUAAUAUUUUUAUUAGCACUAUACUUCAGGUCAGAAUAGACUGAUAUUAGCUAAUAAUGGCUGAAAAAGAAGGGGAAACAGAGAAGAAAUCUGAAGCUGCAACAGCCCCUACAAUUUCUGACCAAGAACGAGAUUGGGCACAAUCUGCACUAGCUGAUUUCUCUAAACAAAAUUUUGGUUCCUGCCUUCAAAACCUUGGGAAGCUUGAGUCAGUGAGACCCCAAGACGUCAAGGUUCAGCACAACAAAGCUGUUGCUGAAUACUACAAAAGUGAACUAAAGAAAACAGACCAGUUUAGAAAAACAAUGAACUCUGUGUGCAGUCAGGCCCGUAUAAAUAUUGAAGACUUUGAUUCUUUGGAGGAUGUUGAACACUGUGUAAUUUAUUACAAUCAAGCUGUUCUGCUAUACCACUUGAAACAGUACAACACUGCUUUGAAGAUUAUGAAUAAAAUAUUUAGUUUUGUUGAACCAAUGGAGGAAAGUCUUGCACACAGAGUAUGUCUUCUCCUUAUUGAGCUUCAUUUAUGCACUUACCAACCAGAAAAAGCGCUUACGUUAAUUGCUUACAUAGAAAAUCAGUUUGUGUCCACGGAUACUGUAAUUACUUCUGAGAAGGAUAUGAAACCCUUAGAAAAGGAACACAAAGAGAAGAAACCUGUUUCUGUUGAUGCUGCAACUGAUGCUUUUCGAGUAAAAUUGCUGCAAUACAGAGCACGAUGUUAUCUCCUUACUCAUGCCUUAAAAGCAUGCAAAAGAGAACUAUGAAAGUUUUAAGUUCUCUUUCACAGAAUAAUCUUUCUUUUAAAGACUGUGGAGAAGCACCUUCAGUUCACUUUUAUAACAAUAAUGGUUGCAUUCAUCAUUACCUUGGUAAACCAAACUUGGCAUGUUUUUAUUUACAAAAGGCAUUAUUGGAGAAUGAGAAUGCUUUAAAAAGUUUUCCCAAAGCUGAUUCAGCUGAACCCUACUCCGGGAGACCUUUGUACACCCUUGGAGCCAAUAAAAAAUAUGAACUCGUGUACAAUUUAGGAAUUGUGUUAUUACAUGCUGGAAAGGCUCAGCAAGCUUUUGAUUGUCUCACUGAAGCAGUGCAAGUGUUUCACACAAAUCCUCGAUUAUGGUUACGACUAGCUGAAUGCUGCAUUAUGGCUCACCAAUCAAAUAAUGAAUCUCACUUUGACAUCCCAGCUAGAAGAAAAGAUUUGACACAGAUAAUUAUUGGAAGUGGUUUACAUCGCAAGGUCAUAUUAACAUCACAACUUUCCAAUGAUUCCAAAUAUAAUUGUGAAGGACAGUCUUACGCCAUUCCAGUGGCAACUAUAGAGUUUGCAGGUCUUUGUUUAAGAAAUGCUUUGCUAUUGUUGCCUGAACCACAGACAGAGGAACCUGUUGUACUUAGUACUGAAGGCACAGAUGUGCCCCCUGUCCCUACACAUCCAGGAAAGUUGUAUGCUGGACCAUCCUCACCUCUCUCGUUGCAAGAAGUUGACAGCCUUCGUUGUUCUGUGCUUGCUGCUAGCGCUUAUGUGUCACUCUGUUUAGGCGACUAUAUUGUAGCAUUGGGUCAUGCCCAGGUGCUACUCACACAGUCUAAACUUUCAGGAGUUCUCAGAAUGCUAGGUCACCUUUAUUGUGCAGAAGCACUUAUUUUAAUGGACAAAAUAUCUGACGCUGUUGAUCACUUAAAUCCUGAUCUCAUUAGUGAUCUUUCAAUGAUGUGUCCUUCAUCUGACAAAGAACAAGAAAAGGAGAAGACAGACAUUGCACCCGAGGAUGUGAAACCGUUGAGAUCAUGGUAUCCUACUUCACUCCAUACUGCAAAAUCUGUAAUGUUGUAUAACUUAGCAGUUGCAUUUGCUAUACGUGGAGAAUUAGACAAAGCAGGGGAAACUUUGAAGCAGGUUUGGGCAAAUAGAAAUAAUGUUCGUGAUGUGCCCAUUCAUGUGAUAAUGCUAUUUUUGUACAUUGAACUUCAAUUAGGACAUGCUGAAGUGGCCAGGACAAUGUUAAUGCAGUACAGAUGAUAGAAGUAUUAAAUGAAGUAAGAAUGUAAUUAAUUUGCUACUCAGACCAACAGUAUUUUGCAUCAUAAUCAAGAACUUUUGUAUGUCUCGUCUUGCAGAGGGAACCAACGAGGUUUUUCAGCCAAUUUUUGUAUAAGAAUAUAAAAAAUAGUGACAUGUUCUUUAAUAUUAUGUUAAUACUAUCUUGGAAAUGAUGGGUGUAUUGUAAAGGUGUCUAUCAUCAUAUGACUCAAAAUUUUCUGACACAAUUUGUUUGAUUAAUUUUCAUUUAAUAAGUUUCCGACCAUUUUGUUAAAAUAUGUGACUUCAAUUUGUGCACUUCUCAAUAUGAACAAAACUUUUUUUUUCCCUUUCUUUCUUUCUUUUUUUCUUCCUUCCUUCCUUUUCCCCACUUUUUCCGUUUUCUUCGUUUUUUGAAUAUUCAAAAACCAAUUCCUCAUUAACAUUAUAUGCCGAGGGGAAAUUCGUAUGUAACAAAAUAAAAGGAAAGUAUAUCAAUAAAAAAUGUUGGCAAAUGUUUUUUCCUGAAUUGACUAGAGCUUAUAGAUUAAAUUUGAUGUGUUUUAUUUGACUUGGGGUAAAGGUUAUAAAGGCAACUGUAAUUGAUGUACAGAAAGUAAAAUGAAAAUAAAUAAUAUAUUGAUUCAUGUUA